AUGGCGACUCCUGAAAUCAAACACUUACCCCUGAAUGCCACAUUCAAGGGCAUCCAACGCGAUCCAAAUGUACCGGUUCAUCAAUUCCUAGGUAUAAAAUAUGCCAGUAUACCGGCACGGUUCGAGAAAGCCGAGCCUGUGCGCCAGUUCAAUGGAGCUGUUGUCGACGCCUCAAAAUACGGUCCGAUUUGUCCUCAACCAGAUGUGGACGUCCGCCAUCUUCUCCGUAUUCCAGAAGACUUCGCCAUUGCCCCCGAAGUACAGAAUGAAUUCGAAUGCCUGAAUCUAGAGAUUACCUGUCCUCCCAAGUCAGACACAGACCCUUUCCCUGUUCUGAUCUGGAUCCAUGGCGGCUCUCAGAUCGUCACAUUCUGCUCUGCAGCAUCUAAGAUCUGUGACCCGACUAAGAUUGUUGCCGAUUCUAUCAAGGCAGGCAAGCCUAUCAUCUUUGUGUCCAUUAAUUACCGCCUAAAUAUCUUCAGUUUUGGAGAUGGGAAGGAAAAGAACCUGGCGCUGAAAGAUCAGCGUCUCGGUAUUGAGUGGGUGCGACAAAAUAUCGCUGGCUUCGGUGGUGAUCCUCAAAAUAUUACCCUGUCGGGUGAAAGUGCCGGUGCUAUCUAUACCCAUGCUCAUCUCAUCACUGGACCUCCUGUGAAAAGGGCCGUCAUGGCAUCUGGAUCUCUUUAUCUGUCCUCGCCAUUGCCAGUUGAAAGGGGAGAUGGCCUUAUUAAAGUAUUAGAGGCGAAAGUCCGAGAGCUUGGUCAAACUUCACUGCGUGAAUCAUCUGUUCCUGCACUGGUUCAAUCAUUGAAAGAGUGCAAUGUGAAUACAAUGUGGAUCCAAGAGGAACCUGAACUGGAAGGCUGGGAAACUAAGCCUGAACAGGUUGAAGAAGUGAUGAUUGGCGAUGUUGAGUACGAGUCUGUUAUUUGGCGCAACGGUGUCGAGCUCCUCGACGGAGAGACGAUUGCAGCUGCAUUCGACAGCGAUAAGCAAUGGGGCAAUCAACUUCGAAAGAUGUAUCAAGUUGUCGGCGAUCGACCAACUGCCGCGAAGCUAGGAGCUCUAGAUCUCGUCAAUGAUAUUCGAUAUACUCUUCCGGUCGAGGUUGUUACUGAGAAGUUACGCGCGGCCAACAAGCAUGUCUUCCGAUACGUGAUUGACCAGUCUAAUCCAUGGCAACCAUCAAGCCGUGCACACCAUGCCGUUGAUCUGCUGUUUCUUUUCGACGGCGUUGAUCUAUCGUUCAAUCCUGCGGCUAGUGCUGUUGGAAAGGAGAUGCGGCAGCGCUGGAUUCGAUUUGUCAAUGGUAAUAAACCCUGGGCUGAGGAUCUGAGAUUUGCUUUUGGACCUGUGGGUGAGUGCAAGGAGAUUGAUGAGUUGCAGGUCGCUGCUCGUCGGAGACUUGAGCAUUCUGUUUCUAUCACUAUGCGUUCCGCUGAUUCCUUGUCGGGACCCGGGGAGUAUGAAAAGAUAUUCCAUUGGGCUGAGACUCAAAAGGAUGGAACUAUCCCUUCCUUUAAGACGAGACGUAACGAUCCUUACGAGUAUCAAUCCGGUUUUGGCAAUUCCUUCGAGUCAGAGGCCAUUCCUGGGACUAUUCCCCAAGGUCAAAACAGCCCUCGAAAUGUGAGAUUCGGUCUCUAUGCCGAACAGAUCACAGCCACUGCUUUUGUCGCUCCCAGACACUGUAAUAAGAAGGCUUGGCUAUACCGUGUCCGCCCUGCCGUGGCCCACCAGGGAUUUACAGAACUCCCAGACAAUAAAGAUACAGAGUCAAACUUCCUACCCUUGAACCCUCGCAUCCAUGUAUCCCCCACCCAGCUAGCAUGGCACCCCUUUGAUAUCCCCCAAGACGAAGUGGACUUCGUUUCAGGAUUAAAAACCAUCGCCGGCUCAGGUGACCCCACACUACGCGAAGGCCUAGCCACACAUGUCUACGUCGCCAAUUCAAGCAUGAAGAAGAAAUCAUUCGUUAACUCCGAUGGCGAAUUCCUCAUCGUUCCACAACAGGGAGCACUCGACAUUCAAACGGAGUUCGGUCCUAUCUUUGUACAGCCAGGCGAGAUCGUUAUCAUCCAGCGUGGUAUCCGUUUCAGUGUUAACCUUCCAGACGGUCCUUCGCGUGGAUAUAUUCUCGAAGUCUGGGGUACGCAAUUCGAGCUCCCUGAACUAGGACCUCUUGGUGCUAAUGGUCUUGCCAAUGCUCGGGACUUCUUGAGUCCUAUUGCUCAAUAUGAGGUCGUUCAAGAGCCUUGGGAGAUUAUUUACAAGCUCGGCGGCAAGUUCUUCAAGAGCACUCAGAACCACAGUCCGUAUGAUGUUGUAGCCUGGCAUGGAAACUACGUACCCUAUAAAUACGACUUGACCAAGUUUGUCAAUGUCGGUUCUGUCUCAGUGGAUCACAUCGAUCCGUCUAUUUUCUGUGUCCUCACAGCCAAAUCCCGAGAUCUCACUGCACCCAUUGCUGACUUCCUUACUUUCUCUCCUCGGUGGGAUGUUGCAUCACACACAUACCGACCUCCGUAUUACCACCGCAAUGCCGCAUCCGAACUAAUGGGUCUAAUCUACGGCGGUUAUGGUGGGCGCUCGGAUGAAUUCCAGCCAGGCAGUGUGUCAUUCGAAUGUGGCAUGGUCCCCCAUGGCGUUGCAUACGAAGAGUUCAAGGAAGCAACCGAUAGUGCACCACCGGUGAUGCAGAUCUCCCAGGCAUCGAUUGCGUUCAUGUUCGAGUCCUGUCGUGCUUUCACAAUUACUGAUUAUGCAUGGAAUAGCGAUAAGAAGCACGAGCAUGAGCCUAAGAUGUGGGAUAGUUUGGUGGACAAUUUCUCCAAGCAUGCUAAGGAGGUUGAAGAAAUUCUGGCUAGGGCGAAGAAAUAG
Molecule: messenger RNA, 2880 nt
Organism: Penicillium griseofulvum
Lineage: Eukaryota; Fungi; Ascomycota; Eurotiomycetes; Eurotiales; Aspergillaceae
Product: putative homogentisate 1,2-dioxygenase
Exons: 11
Coding region: 1-2880 (959 amino acids)
Biological process (GO): L-phenylalanine catabolic process
Cellular component (GO): cytoplasm
Molecular function (GO): homogentisate 1,2-dioxygenase activity
Source: RefSeq, a predicted model, not a curated record